Larimichthys crocea (large yellow croaker) is the source of this 1266-nucleotide messenger RNA. RefSeq names its product protein Wnt-8. The coding region runs from base 79 to 1137 and encodes 352 amino acids. The transcript has 6 exons. The record is from RefSeq and is a predicted model, not a curated record. Gene Ontology annotation, cellular component: extracellular region. Lineage: Eukaryota; Metazoa; Chordata; Actinopteri; Sciaenidae. Gene Ontology annotation, biological process: canonical Wnt signaling pathway; cell fate commitment; multicellular organism development. Gene Ontology annotation, molecular function: frizzled binding; cytokine activity.
UCAUCCAAAUAAAAAGAGAAAGUUGCAGCACGCAGGGUCAAAAUAACUAGAUCUCUACUGUGAGGGCCCACGGCGAAGAUGAACACGGUGAACUCGUUCUUAUGGCUCCUGCCUCUUUUAUACAACAUGUGUCCGGGACAUGCAUGGAUGGCAAGUAAUUUUCUCAUGACGGGACCCAAGGCCUAUCUCACCUACGCUAGGAGCGUGCAGGUGGGCGCUCAGACUGGGAUUGAGGAGUGCAAACACCAGUUUGCCUGGGAUAGAUGGAACUGUCCCGACAGUGCAACCCAGCUCAAAGGACUGAGACGCGCUACCAGAGAGACUUCUUUCGUGCACGCCAUCAGUGCAGCGGGGGUCAUGUACACUCUGACCAGGAACUGUAGUCUCGGAGACCUCGACAACUGCGGCUGUGAUGUCUCCAAUAACGGAAAAAUUGGCGGUCGUGGCUGGUUGUGGGGAGGCUGCAGUGACAACGUGGAUUUCGGAGAGAGGAUUUCCAAACAGCACGUGGAUGCGCAGGAGACAGGUCAGGACUCCAGGGCUGCUGUCAACCUGCACAACAACGAGGCUGGACGCCUGGCUGUGAAGGCAACAAUGAAGCGCAUCUGUAGAUGUCACGGCAUGUCCGAGAGCUGCACUGUCCAGACCUGCUGGAUGCAGCUGUCAGAUUUCAGAGAGAUCGGCAACUACUUGAAGAUCAAGCACAGCCAAGCGCAAAAACUGGACAUCGACAAAAAACGCAUGCGGGCUGGCAACAGCGCGGACAACCGAGGUGCCAUCGUGGACUCGUUCGGCAGCAUCGCGCAGACGGAGCUCAUCUACCUGGAGGACUCCCCGGACUACUGCAAGAAGAACAUCAGCUCGGGGUUGUACGGUACAGAGGGACGGGAGUGUGUGCAGCACGGAGAGGGUUUAACGCAGUGGGAGAGGCGCAGCUGCCGCAGGUUGUGUCAUGAAUGCGGCCUGAGGGUGGAAGAGAAGCGCACGGAGGUAGUGAGCAGCUGCAACUGCAAAUUCCACUGGUGCUGCACGGUGAACUGUGAGGACUGCUCUCAGGUUAUAGUGAAACAUGUGUGCGCCAGGAGGGAAAGUACGGAGGGACACGGCUUUAGACGGAGACACCGUGGACCCAAAUGAAAAAUAUAUUUUAUAAAGUCUGUUAAAUAAGAGGUUAAAUGUCUGUUUGCACUUUGUCGUCUCAGUGUAUAAAUACUUGAGUGUCUAUUUAUGAAUUGUUAAUGUUUAAUUAAAAUAAAAGUUAAAAAC